This is a messenger RNA of Punctularia strigosozonata HHB-11173 SS5, 294 nucleotides long. RefSeq lists its product as uncharacterized. The annotation marks the transcript as partial. Gene Ontology annotation, biological process: regulation of DNA-templated transcription. The record is from RefSeq and is a predicted model, not a curated record. The transcript has 3 exons. NCBI's taxonomy places the organism in Eukaryota, Fungi, Basidiomycota, Agaricomycetes, Corticiales, Punctulariaceae.
AUGCGAGGCGGCCCACGGAGUCCCAAUGCAAGCUCCAAGACCUACGCCUUUGUUUCGCUGGCUGGCAACGCGGUGAAGAAGAGGCCACGUAGGCGUUACGAUGAGAUUGAGCGUCUCUACCAGUGCUCCUACACCUUGCCAGAUGGCUCGGUAUGCACGAAGUCAUACGGCACGCUCAAUCAUCUCAACGCCCACAUCGGAAUGCAACGCCACGGCGAGAAACGCAGUCCAGCCGAAUUCAAGGAGUUGCGGAAGCAAUGGCGGAAGGCAAAGAAGGAGUCGGAAUCUGCCGCG